UCGAUUGAUUUGCUCUAAAGUUGCAUUGAAAAUCGCAUUGCCACAUGUGAACCUUUUUAACUUAUUUGUUAUGACAUUUCGGGGACUUUAAAAAAUUAGUACCACGUAUAUAAGUACUUACAUUUAUUCCGUUAUUUUACGUAACAUUUAGAAAUCUAGUGUGAUUUUGUGACGCAUAAAUGGCAUAAAUUAUUGAAAAGCGAUAAGAGAGAAAGUAUAUAUUAUAAAUACAUUUUUUUUCGUAACCUUCGCGUUGAUAAUAUUUUAAAUAUGACUACGUAGACGAGGAAAAACGGGAGUCGGGAGUGGAACAAAACUUUCAAAUGCUAAUAUUCCUAAUCUGAAUUCACUUUACAUCAGACUGUUGAUUGUGACGGUUUAUUAUUGUUUCUCAAUUUCUUUUGUUAUAAUAAAAUUUCGUGGGUAAUUUUUUUUUUAGGUUAUGUAGUAAAAUUUGAUUUUUAUUAAAAAAUCUUAAAAAAUAAAUAAAUUGUAUGUUUAUUUUUGACUAAUAGACUAUUUUGAUAAUUUUACCUAGAGCCGCACAUGUUUUUUUCGAGUGUUAUUUGUCGAAUGAUUUUUGUAUAUUUUUAUUUUUUAUUCUUUGAAGAAAAUAGUGUGAAUUAUGGACAUCAUAGAUGUAGAACCUCAUAUUGAUGUAACAAUCGAUGAAAAUGAGGUUAUAAAAGGAGCGACAGAAAUUAUCAAAACUAUUAGACCUGACUGGCCUAUAGAUCAAUUAUUAUUCAAGGAAUUUAAAGACGGAAUAACAAAUAAACUAGUGGGACUAUGGUAUCCAGAGCAUUACAACGAAAUGAUAUUGAUUCGAAUUUAUGGACACAAAACCGAUUUGUUCAUCGAUCGAAAAGCUGAGACUAGAAAUAUUAGGAUUUUAAAUAAAGCCGGUUAUACGCAUUCAAUUUAUGCAACGUUCAAUAACGGCCUUGCCUAUGAAUUUAUUGAAGGUGAAACUCUCACCAUCAAGACUGUUAGAAAUCCAAUUGUUUAUCAACUUGUAGCUAGAAGAAUGGCAGAGAUGCACAGGCUGAAACCGAUUCAUCCGGAAAUGAGUCAGAAGCCUUUUGUUUGGUCCAAAACCGAAGCGUUUUUGAGCUUUGUACCAAAAGCGUUUGCUAAUUGCGAGAAACAAUUGAAAUUUGAAGAGACGAUUAAACCCUUUGCAGUAUUAAGGGAUGAGUACAAUUUUUUGUAUGAAAAAUUUUCGCAAAAUGGAAGUCCCGUUGUUUAUGCCCACAAUGAUCUUCUUCUUGGAAAUAUUCUUUACGAUGAGAAAAAGAAUUUAGUGACUUUUAUUGAUUUCGAGUAUACCGCCUAUAAUUAUCAGGCUUUUGAUAUUGCUAAUCAUUUUGCUGAAUUUGCAGGAACCGAUCGUCCGGAUUAUUCCCUUUAUCCGGAUAAAAAUUUACAGAAGGCUUGGCUGAAAAUUUACCUCGAAGCUUAUAAUGAAACGAAUAGAAUAACGGAAGAAGAGGUCGAACAACUUUAUGGCGAAGUUCAAAAAUUCGUUCUUCUCUCGCACUUCUUUUGGGGAUGCUGGGCACUCAUACAGAGUGAACACUCUCACAUUGACUUCGAUUUUUUAGAAUACGCUGCAAUGAGAUUUGACGAGUACUUUAAAAGGAAAAGCAAACUUGGUUUUUAAUAUAAAUAAAAAAAAAAAAAAAAAAAAAAUUAGAAAACCAAGAGAUUUUCUGUGAUAUUUCUUAAUAUAUAAGAGGACAUUCCCACUUAAACGUUGAGAAGUGAGACAAGACUAUUUUAUGCAAAUUCAAGGGCUGUGAGAGGAUUUUACGCGAAUUUCCUUUUAUGAAUAAGAAAAACCAAAAAAAAAACAAAAAACAAAAACAAUAAAUUAUGGUUGUAAUAUUGCAUUUACGAUUUAAUAUUCAAGCUUCUAAAUAUAAUUAUCAUGUAAUAUUCAAUUAUAUAUUAUAAAUUAAUAUACAUAUAUAAUUAUUA
Leptopilina heterotoma is the source of this 1980-nucleotide messenger RNA. It is a transcript of the gene eas, whose product is annotated as ethanolamine kinase. The coding region runs from base 626 to 1663 and encodes 345 amino acids. Gene Ontology annotation, cellular component: cytoplasm. Gene Ontology annotation, biological process: phosphatidylethanolamine biosynthetic process. Gene Ontology annotation, molecular function: ethanolamine kinase activity. The record is from RefSeq and is a predicted model, not a curated record. The transcript is spliced from 6 exons. Lineage: Eukaryota; Metazoa; Arthropoda; Insecta; Hymenoptera; Figitidae.